AUGACUAACGACACCCCGACUAGUACUACUACUGCUGCUGUUGGCGGCAGCAGCAGCGGCACGAUCGAUGACGACACCGUUGGAAGCCCCCCCACGAGCUCAGGGCAGGCCACCACGAUACACAUCCCCCGGUCUAUAGCCCAUUCUGAGGUAGCUGUGACCAGGCACAAGAGGUUGCAGAAGACUAAGCUGUGUAAAUAUGGCGAGGACUGCGCGUACCGAGCUAUAGGCCGCUGCUUCUACGCACAUUCUAUUGAAGAGGUCCAACCUCGACCACCCAAGACGGAGGAGGAGAUCGCUGCGGAGCAGGCGGAGACUAUCCGUAACAUCGCCAUGCAGGAACAAGCUGCUGCUAUGUUGGCUACCAACCCCUGGUGCAAUCCUCAGAUCGCUGCUACACUUGCGGCUACUAUGGGUGGUGGUGGUGGUGGCCUCCCUGGUAUGCCCGGGCCGUAUGGUGCCACGGCCUAUUGGGCAGCUCUACUCGCCCAAGCUGCGACUGCUGGCGACCUUGCUAGAGCUGCUGGUGCGGCGACGCUCCCGAGUCCUCAGCUUAUGGCCCCGGAUGUGAUGGCUGCUACUAUGGACUCGGGAUUGAUCCCGGGCCUUAGUGGGUUGCCCGUAGCAGGUUCACUUGACUUCGCCCUACUGGGCUUGCAGGGUGGGGAAGGUCUGUUCCCGCCUCCUGUUGGUGGUAAUGCUCCUCCUCCUAUGAUCAACAACAACAACACCCCGAGCACGCUCCUGCUCACUAAGCCCCCAGGGUUGGCUCGUCCUGGCGAGACCCCAGAUGCCUCGUCGAAGGCCCCCUCGGUAGACGGCCUUGAUGUCGAUACGAGGAGUGGCAAUAAUAAUCAUGAUGGGCUAGAGACCCGAAGCGUCUUUGGCGGCACUAGAGACCUGUCAAGCCUAGGGGUCAUCGGCAUGACCAACGUGUCUAAGUCGAACUAG
Perkinsus marinus ATCC 50983 is the source of this 951-nucleotide messenger RNA. RefSeq lists its product as hypothetical. Bases 1 to 951 code for a protein of 316 amino acids. The record is from RefSeq and is a predicted model, not a curated record. The transcript is spliced from 9 exons. NCBI's taxonomy places the organism in Eukaryota, Perkinsozoa, Perkinsida, Perkinsidae.